AUUAACGCUCAAACAGUGACCCUAUCAACUUCAUCGUCGUUGAGGAACAGAUUCCGAAAUAACAGACAUCGCAGUACCGCAUAUUAGGUACCAUAAUCGAUUUCCUCCGAAAAAACAACAAAAACAGCAAAGCCAAAAUGUUUCAGUCGUACACCGUCGUGCCCGUGUUCGUUUUGGCCAUACUUUUUAACUUCAUCUACGUGUUCUCCGACGAUGAUAAUUUGUCUUCAACGAAUUCAACUUCACCAAAUAGCAUUAAUUUCACGUCGUGUAACGAAUGCUUGCAAUCGAAGUGCCACAAAGAAUGGGGUGGACCGUGCAUUCCCAUCAACGACACCACACCAAACUCACAGAACUCAUCGAUUUUCCAGUGUCUCAUGUGUGAAGAGGACGAUGAGGGAAACGCUAUGUACUACAACAAAGAAUAUUGUGAAAGUUUAUGCCACAAUAAAGCUCACGGUUGCCAUUGCAACGGCCAGUGUUUCACGUGCUUUGAAGUGAGUGUACCUAACCUUACCUCAUCUGAUUCGUGCAACCUGCCCACCCAGAUGUUUGACGAUAAGUGUACGUUAACAAAUUACCAUAUGGUCGGUUUAUGAAACCGUGCCAUCUUCAUCAUGAUAUUAUUUAAUAUUAAUAUUAAUUACAUUAUAUUUUUUUUUCAACUAUAAUUUUUGUUCUCAGAAAAAUUACCCUUCCUAACCCCCUUACCAAGUAAACAAAAAAAAUACAAAAAUUCUUUAAGUUAUUGUUAUGCCUUAUGCAGUACCUAUUCUAUA
Messenger RNA from Diuraphis noxia (Russian wheat aphid), 779 nucleotides. RefSeq lists its product as uncharacterized. The record is from RefSeq and is a predicted model, not a curated record. NCBI's taxonomy places the organism in Eukaryota, Metazoa, Arthropoda, Insecta, Hemiptera, Aphididae.